GACAUGGGAAGAGUUAAGGCAAAUUUUUAUGAGUCAUAUGUUAGUCAAAUUUUUGUCAUAUGUUUGACACGUACAUAUCUAUAUAAAAACUAUUCAUACUGUUCUAAGUACACACUAAUCAGUGUCUGCUGAGGGUUAUAUUCCUGCCAACUAUACAGUGGUGAGGUCCUGUUAAGGAUCCUCAUGAUAAGUCAAGGGGAUGUAUUUGCAGCUGGAUGAUUGCAAUUGGUUCAAUGGAUAAGAAAUGAGGUUUUGCGUGACAUGGCGAAGGUUAUAAUCUCAAUGCCAAGAUUUAAUAACUUUGUCAACUUGGAUUGUGUGUUAAUCCGGGUCCUCCAAGAAGCAGAUGACAAGACAGGAUUCAACGUGCAAGAAUCUAGGGGAAAUGCCUCUGAGAGAGAGCCAGGAGAGCCUGCAAGAGCCACCUGACCAUGAUGCAGGUCUGACGCUGAAUGUGUGAAGGACAGAGGGAAGGAAGGAAGGGUGGAUAGAAGUGUCUUAGACAUCAGUGCAGUUCUAAGCCCUCUACAGGUGAAGAGGCACUUUUAGACACCUCAUUUUAUCCUUGCAACUAUAAGAUGUGUCCCUGCCCUCUGAAAGCUUACAUUCUGUUUUGAGAAAGACAACAGGCGGUUUCAAAAAGUUGGAUGUACAUUUUUAACAAUCAUGGACUUCAGAAUACUUCUCUGGAAAAUUGCACAGCAUCUGAAUAGCAAGGAGCUGGCCUCACUCAAGUUCCUGAGCCUGGACUACAUCCCCAAAAGCAAGCAGGAAGGCAUCAGGGAUGUAUUAACAUUCUUUGGUGAACUGAAAAAAAAUGGAAUGUUGAGGGAGAAUAACCAGUUCUUCCUGAAGGAGCUGCUUUUCCGAAUUCAAAGACUGGAUCUGCUGAUUGAUUACCUGAGGGUCAGCAGAGAGGAAAUGGAGAGGGACCUUCAGACACCAGGCAGGGCCCAGAUUUCUGCCUACAGGCUUAUGCUUUUUCAGAUAUCAGAAGAUGUAACGAAAAAAGACUUUAAUUCGUUCAAGUUUAUUUUGGGCCAGAAUUAUCUCAAAUGUAAUAUGGAUUAUGACUCGUCAUUGCUAGAUACAUUCAUAGAGAUGGAGAAGAAAGGUAUCCUCGGGGAAAAAUACCUAGAAACCCUGAAAAGUGUAUGCAGAUUAAUUGAUGAGAACCUACUGAAGAAAAUCAAAGACUAUGAAGACCAAGACAGAGGUCAAAGGCCCUUAACUAUGGGUGAGCAAUUGUCCUGGCUUUUUGUUGUGGGACUUCUCGACCACUAUCGGGCAUGUCCUUUUGUUAGGACUAGAAUGGCCUCUCUUCAGGAAAAAUGAAAGUUUCACAGGUGCGUUGAAGUCUCCAAUUUCCUCCCUGUCCUUAAAUGGCAUAAUCUAUGUAUAUCAUGAUUUAGUUUGGGUAGCUACCAGAUAAAUCAAGGGGCUGGGCAGUCCUUGCAGAGGUUCUGAUGGCCUAAAUGGGGAGCGUCUUUGCAGGGAAACUGUUAGAAUUGGUGAGCAGGCAGAAAGAAAAACCUCCCAGUGUUGCCCAAAGUUACAAACAAGCCUUAAAUUUACUCCAGUCAACUUUUGACUUGGUAUUCAAAAAGCAUUCUCAUGUGCGAUUAGAUCAAACAUCAAAGACAGGUCACCCAAUCAGAUACUGUUAUCUGUAGAGUUUCCAGGACCGCUAACAAAGAAGCAUCUCUCACCGAUCAACAUGCUGAAUUCUGAAACUUAAGCUAAAAGAGAAUCUUUAGGAAGCUUUGAGACAACAAUGCUAUUUGCUAAGAGUGCCUACUCAACUGUUAGCCUAAAACAUCACUGAUUUGCUGAGGUCAACAAGAGAUCAAGAGAUUUCAGGACUGUGGAGCCCUGAAGUUGGGGUGGCCAAAAAACAGUACGAGAAGAUUAAUUUACCCACUCUUCAUUCAUUCAGUAAUUAUUAUUAAGUAUUGAUAUGUUAAUCAGUAUUGGAUGUAGGUGGGCAAUUUGUGCUAAAUGUAGAAGAGUAAUUAAGUUUGAGUAGCCUUAAGAUACAUCCAGAAGACAAACAUAAUUAAGAGGAAAUUCCAUUUUGUGUCUCUCGAAGAUUAGUAUAGACCAUCUAAUUCAUAAACCACAGGUCAUUUCUUACAGUUCCCCUUUCUGUCUAAUCAUGUAUUUCAAAUCUCACCUCUCAGUAACAACCACUUAGCCUCAAGAUUCUUUCCAGUAAGAACCCACACAGCAUUUGGGUCUCUCUUUCCUAUCUAUUUUAGUUCUUUAUUCAUUUAAUUCUACUUAACUUCUCUGGAGGCAAGAACCUCUUUCUCUUCUUUCUUUCCUCCUCCUUUUUCUUUCUCUUCUUUAUUUCUCCAUUUUUCUCAUUAUUUAAUUUUCUAUAAAUAGGGAAGCCCCUAAAAUGACCUAGUAAGCAAGUGUCCUUUUCCUUUUCCAUCCUUCUCUUUCAUCCUGUCUCUCUCUCCCCUCAUCAUUCUCCCAACUCAGCAUUGGAGGAACUGGCUGGCAAAAGAUGGCACAGGAGGAGAAAAGAAUGAGUAAAGAUGAUAAGUGGUGGUGGCUGCAUAGAGGCAGAGAUGGGGUAGGGUGGGAACAUGUUAAUAAAUCUUGUCCAGUAUCUACUUUGAAGAGUGCAUUGCUUAUAAGGGAAGCAGAUACAAGAAUAAAUAAUUAUAACGCAGCGUAACAAGACCAACAGCAGUACUGAGUUCAAAGUACCCAUAGGAAUGUAAUUAACUAUAGCUGGAACUAUGCUCAAACAUAACAAUGAUUAUGAGGAUGGCACAGGACCGGGCAGGGUUUUGUCCUGUUGUACGUAGCGUCACUAUGAAUAUGGAACUGACUUGAUGGCACCUAACACAACAGCACAGCUGGAGCCUUCAGGGUUGGGGCACAUAUCUUGAGCGAUCCUGAUGUGGGGAGUGUAGGUGCAUAAAAUUCCUCUAGGGAACCACUAAAGAGGGGAAAGUUAAAUUGUGGUGGAAACAGUAGCAAAGCUCCCUUGCUUUAUAGUCAGAUUUAGAGCCCAACCUCUGAAUGUGCAUAAACUGUUUGUUUAAAUGUAAGCCCUGUAAUAAGUCUUUGUUUUCCAUAUUUCCAGCUAGGUUCACCCAUUGUUGCAUAAUAACUACCCAAAACAUAGUGCUGUAAAGCAACGAUCAUGUUACUUAUUGCUCAUGAUUGUAUUGCUGGCUGGCCUGGCUCAAUUUAGAUGAUUUGUCUCUGCUCCACUCAUUGUUGCCUGGGCCCACUCAAGUGUAUAGACUGGAGAAACCAAGAUGAUAUCACUCAUUUGUCUUGUCCCUCAGCAGGAAUAGCAGGAAUGAUGGAGCACUUUCUCCUUGUGGUCUUUUAUCCUCUGAGGCCUCUCUCUCCUCUUGGUUUUUUAACUGCCAGGGCCUCUCUUUCUCUCCACAUGGUCUCCCUAGAAGGAUCACCAAAGGUCUUUACAUGCUGGCUCAAGGCUUCAAGACAGCAAAAAUUGGAAUCUAUAAGAUGUUUCGAGGCCUAACAUCUAAAGUUGUAUGUUACUUGCAUUGCAUUCUAUUGGUCAAAGAAAGUCACAGGGUUGUUGUUAGGUGCCAUGGGGUCGGUUUCAACUCGUAGCAACACUAUGUACAACAGAACAAAACACUGCAUCCUCACAAUCAUUGCUAUAUUUGAGGCCAUUGUUACAGUGUCAAUUCAUCUGGUUGAGGGUCUUCCUCUUUUUCACUGACCCUCUACUUUACCAAGCAUGAUGUUCUUCUCCAGGAACUGUUCCUUCCUGAUAAGAUGUCCAAAGUAUGUGUGGUGACAUCUCACCAUCCUCACUUCUAAGGAGCAUUCUGGUUGUUCUUCUUCCGAGACAGAUUUGUUUGUCCUUCUGGCAGUCCAUGGUAUAUUGAAUGUUCUUUGCCAAGACCAUAAGUCAAAAGUGUCAAUUCUUCUUCGGUCUUCCUUAUUCCUUCUCCAGCUUUCACAUGCACAGGAGGCGACUGAAAAUACCAUGGCUUGAGUCAGGUGCACUUUAGCCCUCAAAGUGGUCUUUGCGUUUGAAACUUUAAAGAGGUCUUUUGCUACAGAUUUGCCCAAUACAAUACAUCAUUUGAUUUCUUGAUUACUGCUUCCAUGGGUGUUGAUUGUGGAUUCAAGUAAAAUGAAUUCCUUGACAACUUCAGUAUUUUCUCCAUUUAUCAUGAUGUUGGUUAUUGGUCCAGUUGUGAGGGUUUUUGUUUUCUUUAUGUUAACAUGCAAUCCAUACUGAAGGCUAUAGUCUUUAAUCUUCGUCAGUAAGUGCUUCAAAUCCUCUUCACACUCAGCAAGUGAGGUUGUGUCAUCUGCAUAAUGCAGGUCGUUAGUGAGUCUUCCUCCAAUCCUGAUGCCUUGUUCUUCUUCACACAGUCCAGCUUCUCGGGUUAUUUGCUCAGCAUAGGGAUUGAACAUGUAUGGUGAAAGGAUACAACCCUGACACACACCUUUCCUGAUUGUAAGCCAUGCAGUAGCCCCUCGUUCUGUUGAACGACUGCCUCUUGGUCUACGUACUAGUUCCUCAUGAGCGCCAUUAAGUGCUCUGGAAUUCCCAUUCUUUGCAACGUUAUCCGUAAUUUGUUAUGAUCCACACAGCCAAAUGCCUUUGCUUAGUCAAUAAAACACAGGUAAACAUCUUUCUGGUAUUCUCUGCUUUCAGCCAAGAUCCACCUGCAAGAUAUUUUGAAGCCUAACCUCUACAGUUGCAUGCUACUUCCACUGCAUGUUAUUGGUCAAAGAAAGUCACAGGGACUUUUCCCAAUUUCCCAAAGUUAAAAGGAGAAAAAAUCCACAGUUUGAUGGGAAGAGUGAGAGUCACAUUACAGAGGGACACACAUGACAGGAAGAAUUGUAGCAGCUAUCUUUGGAAGCUAACUUUAGAGCAAUUUGAGAGGCUGUACUCUGGCCCCACCAAUUCAAAUCCCUUCACAUGCAAAACCUAUGUAAACGGAAAAGGUUCAAACUGGAGGUAUUCAUGUCAGACUAAGAAUGAUGGGGCCAACAUUCAUUCUCAGGAAACGAAAGGUCAGUAUGGAAACCAUUUAAGGAAGAGUGUGUCAAGAUGCAAACGACUGUUCUCGGGAAUAAUGUGUUCAUAACUAACCAACCAGUCAGGAUGUAAACUAUUUGGGAAAAAUGUGUAAACAACUGGCUCUUGGAACCAACUACAAUCAUGAAUGUUGUUGUUGUUGUUAGGUGCUGUCGAGUUGAUUCCGACUCAUAGCAACCCUAUGUACAACAGAACGAAACACUGCUGGGUCCUGGGCCAUCCUCACGAUCAUUGUUAUGCUUGAGCCCAUUGUUGCGACGACUGUGUCAAUCAAUCUUGUGGAGGGUCCUCCUUUUUUUUGCUGACGCUCUACGUUACCAAGCAUGAUGUCCUUCUCCAGGGACUGGUCCCUCCUAAUAACGUGUCCAAUGGAUGUUUGCAGCUGUUUCUUCUCAUUUUGAGUCAUGCCACAUCAGCAAACGAAGCUCCUGAAAACUUAAUGCCAGCCACGUCAUUAAGAUCAACUCUACUCUGAGGAAGUGGUCUUCCCCAGUGGUCUUUCGAGUGCUUUCUAAUCUGAGGGGCUCAUCUUCUGGCAUUAUAUCAGAUGAUGUUCCACUGCUAUUCAUAAGGUUUCCACUGGCUAAUUUUUUUGGAAGUAGACCAACAGGUCCUUCUUCCUAGUCUUAGCCUGGAAGCUCUGCUGAAUCCUGCCUACCAGCAGUGACUCUGCUGAUGUUUGAAUACCAGUGGCAUAACUUCCAGUAUCACAGCAAAAUACAAGCCUCCACAGUAUGACAAACUGACAGAUGCAUGGGGGACAACCAUGAAUAGCUGAUGACAAUUCUAUGAUCAAGUAUGACUAAACUGGCUGAACCAAGUGGCCUACCUUUACAUUUCAGAGGACUUCAAGCUGAAGCUGAUUUUAUUUAUAAUCUUAUUUAUGAACAAUCAUUAACCUCCCUCACCUUGCCAUUGUUCUCUACGUAUGUAGACGCAUCUUUCUACUUGAACAAUGGAGCACUUUGUAUUUUUACCUAGUGUUGCCCAGCUAUAGCUGUUAUUAUUCCUCAAUAAAAAUAUUCUUCUUUCAUUAACAGAGUGUUAUUGAUUGAAUUUUGUUCCCCGAGAAAUGUAUCAAUUUGGCUGGGCCAUGAUUCCUUAUAUUGUGUGAUUUUCCUAUACAUUGUAAAUCCUGCCUCUAUGAUGUUAAUGAGGGAGGAUGGGCGGCAGUUGUGUUAAUGAAACAGGACUCAAUCUACGAGAUUGGAUCAUGUUUUGAGGCAAUCUCUUGAGAUAUAAAAGAGAGAAGCAAGCUGAGAGACAAGGAUCUCAUACCACCAAGAAAGGAGCAGUGACCAGAGCAGAGUGCUUCCUUUGGACCCAGAGUCCCUGUGCAGAGAAGGCCGACAGAGAGAGAAUGCCUUCUCCUGGAGCUGACAGCCUGAAUUUGGAGUUUUAGCCUACUUUACCGUGAGGAAAUAAAUAUCUCUUUUUUAAAGCUAUCCACUUGUGGUAUUUCUGUUAUAGCAGCACUAGAUGACUAAGACAUAGUAUAAGAUUUUCUUUGUUGACAUCUACCAUAUUUUUAUGCAAAUAAUGUGCACCUUCUAUGUUUGUUUGCCAACAAAGCCCUCCCCCCAGAGGUAUUUUUGUAAGCAUCCUAUGCUAAUUUUCUUACAUGUUGCUGUGAAAAAAAUUAGCGUAGCACACUUACAAGAAAACCUCAUGGGGGAAGGCGUGAUUGGCAAACAAAUGUAGAAAGUGCACAUGUGCACAUUAUUUGCAUACAAAUACAGUAUUCAUCUCCUCCAUCAAAAGUCUUGUAGAAUUAUGACUUUGGCUUUAAGCUGAGAAUCUCAUCAUGUAAAUCAAGUCUAGAUGCAGAUGAGGUUCCUUGGGUGCAGUUGCUCAGGUAUGUUUCUCUUAUUUCAGAGACUUGUGCCCUAAAGAGACAAGUUGUCUGUCCCCAGACAUGCCCUUUCAAAAAGAGGAAAAACAAAACACGUAUAGUAUUCACUGAUCUGUAAUAAUUCUGAAAUUCAGCUGGAUAGGUGUCUCCUAUCCCCCCUAUUCUAAAGACAGAAAAUAUUGCUGGCUUAGGACCCAGUUCUGCUCCCUGGGAGAGGUUUCCUAAUCUAUUAUUUUCUAAGACUCUGUGAUGGUUAAUGUUAAGUGUCUAGUUGGCUACAGCCACUGCUGAGUGCCCAAUCUGCCAACAGUAGAGACGAACAGUGGGUCCCCAAUAUGACACCAUUCCCCUGGGCAAUCAGCCAGUAACCAGGUGGCAAAUUGGUAUGUUGGACUGCUUCCAUCACGGAAAAGGCUGCGUUUUGUUCUCACUGGGAUAGAUACUUACUCUGGAUAUGGAUUUACCUUCCCUGCAUGCAAUGCUUCUGCCAAAGCUACCAUUCAUGGACUUACAGAAUGCCUCAUCAACCAUCAUGGUAUCCCACACAGCAUUACUUUGGAUCAAGGAACUCACUUCACAGCAAAUGAAGGGCACCAGUAGGCCCAUGCUCAUGGAAUUCACUGGUCUUGCCACAUUCCCCACCAUCCUGAAGCAGAUGGCUUGAUAAAAUGACGGAAUGCCUUCUAAAGACACAGGUACAGCACCAGCCAGGUAGCAGUACCUAGUAUGGUUGGGACAGUGUUCUCUAGCAGGCUAUACGUACUGUAAACCAGCAUCCCAACAUAUAGUGCUGCUUCUUCCGUAGCCAGGAUUCAUGGGCCCAGGAAUCAAGCAGUGGAAAAGAAAGUGGUACCACUCACUGUUACCCCUAAUGACCCACUAGCAGAAUUUUUGCUUCCUAUCCCUGCGACCCUAUGCUCUGUGGGUCUAGAGGUCUCAGUUCCAAUAAGAGGAGAUGAACAACAGCCUCCAUAUAUAAAAGUUAUUAUUUCAUAAUGACACAGGGAAAGGUAAGAUAAAGACCUGGUUGGUACAAGUUUUAUUUUCUAAUACUGGUGGAGUUCAGUUUGUUUAUCCAGUGCAUAAAAUCAAGACUCUUAGAAAUAACAGCUAGAAAAUAAACUUUCUUUUGUGAAGCUGAAUAAUUAUAAAAUAAACUAUAAUCGGAUGCUAGAAAGAUCUUUGCAGACAUAUCAGUGUAAAUACUUAUAGUUCAUUUGUAAUGUAGAAUUAUCCUUGAAGCGUUUAACUGGGUUAAAUUUUGAAAUUAUAAUAGCUUUUUCUGAGAGAGGAAACCCUGGUGGCGUAGGGGUUAAGUGCUACUACAGCUGCUAGCCAAGAGGUCGGCAGUUGGAAUCCGCUAGGCACUGCUUGGGAACUCUAUGGGGCAGUUCUGCUCUGUCCUGUAGGCUCACAAUGAGUCAGAAUCGACUCAGCUGCAGUGGGUUUGGUUUUGGUUUUUUUUUUCUAGGAGAGGAAAAAUCUAGGAAGCAGAGGGUUUUACAAGCCUGUGAUGGGUAACCCCCUUCCCCUCAAAAAAACCCAACCCUGUGCCGUCGAGUCAAUUCUGACUCAUAGUGAUAUUAUAGGACAGAGUAGAACUGCCCCAUAGAGUUUCCAAGGAGCACCUGGCAGAUUUAGGUUAGCAGCCAUAGCACUUAACCACUAUGCCACCAGGGUUUCCUGUGGGUAGCCUCAGCAAAUUAUGACCUGAGCCAAAUUAUGACCUGCCUGCCACCUACUUUUGUAAAUUAGGUUUUAUUGCAACAAAAUCAUGCCUAUUUGUUUACAGGUUGUCUGACUGCUUUCCCACUACAACAACAGAAUCGAACAGUUGUAACAGAGACCAUAUUGUCACAAAGCCUAAAAUAUGUACUAUGUGCCCUUGACAGAAAAGUUUGCUGACUAAUGUUUAUUGCCUUCUUCUGAAAGGGGAUUAUCUUGGAAUAGAUGAGAAGAGGUGAAAAUUUCUGCCUACAGAGAAAAGUUAUCUAAUGCAAUUUUCUCGUAUUCUGUUUCUCCUCCUCACGUAACUUGCAAAAUAUUUUCAUGGAGUUGGAGAAGAGGAUUAUCCUGGGAAAACAAAACCAAAUCAAUAAGAGCCUUUUGAAGAAAAUCAAAGACUGAGAAGAAUUAAGCAGAGCCACUGUGCCAGUCCAUCUCAUUGAGGAUCUUCCUCUUUUUCGCUGACCCUCUACUUUACCAAGCAUGAUGUCCUUUUCCAGGGACUGGUGCCUCCUGAUAACACGUCCAAGAUUCAGGUUACCACCUGGUUCUAUUUCCUUUCAGCGGUUUAUCUGGGAAUGUCUUCAUUUCACCUUCAUUUUUGAAAUACAGUUUGGUUGGAUAUAGAAUUCCAGAAUUCUAGAGUUUGGCUUGAUAUAGAAUUGACAGACCAAAAAUGUAACAUUCCAUGUUCGUGUGAGCUCAGAUUGUUUCAGCUAAGAAAAAUCAUAACAAGGAUUGAAGUGGAGCAUCACAGAAAUGUAACAGCCAAUCAAGUGCUCAGAGUCAUAUGAAAAGCCAACAAGAAGGGCUACAGGGGCCAGGAUUGCUUCCUCUGCUGAAUCCUGACACUUGGAUAUACUGGAAAAAUUCUGGGGACAUACCAGAUAGACGUGGUGGUUCCUUGUACUACAACAUACCCAUGUAGAGCAAAUCCACGAUCUUUCACCAAGAGGAAAUGACUCUUUCUGGGGACUGGGCAUGGAUGUUGAGCUUGGGUUGGAUGCUGCCCAAGCUGGACUUGAGCUUUUCCCUUUUGGACAUGAUGGUUUGAAGCCAUGAUGGCUUUCAACCUGGUCAGCCACCCAGGCAUCUCCCAGUCCAUUACCUGUUUUACCUUCUGCCCCACUGUUGAGGUCCCAGUAUACCUUGUGACACCAUGAAAAGCACUAUGAAGUGGCAUUUGGAGAUACUGUUUUCUAUAGGGAAACCCUGGUGGCAUAAUGGUUAAGUGCUACGGCUGCUAACCAAAGGGACAGCAGUUCGAAUCCACCAGGCGCUCCUUAGAAACUCUACGGGGUAGUUCUGCUCUGUCCUAUAGAGUUGCUAUGAGUCAGAAUCGACUCGAUGGCACUGGGUUUUGUUUUUUGUUUUCUAUAGUAGUAGUACUGAAUUUUUCUGUUAUUGGAGACUUUUUUUUCUGGUUGAUUAAUAGUACAUAUUCUACUCAAAGACGAAUUUUAAUGUUAAUAAAUAUUUUCUGAGUUUAUUUUUAUGAAAUCAGACUAUAACUUCACGGCAAUUCUGUCCUUAGCAUUUAGCAGAAUGUCUAGUAAAUAGUAGAUGCUCGAUAUUCAAUAAAUAUUUACUGAAUGGAAAAAA
Messenger RNA from Loxodonta africana (African savanna elephant), 10238 nucleotides. RefSeq names its product caspase-8-like. The transcript is spliced from 11 exons. The record is from RefSeq and is a predicted model, not a curated record. Lineage: Eukaryota; Metazoa; Chordata; Mammalia; Proboscidea; Elephantidae. Gene Ontology annotation, molecular function: protein binding. Gene Ontology annotation, biological process: regulation of apoptotic process. The coding region runs from base 667 to 1335 and encodes 222 amino acids.